GUUCGAGUACCUCUGUUUUUUCGUUUCAACCUCAUUUACACUUCUACGGGUUGAAAAAAUGUCGGACGGGUUAAUUGACAAACCAAAACUUUUUGUUCAAGGAAUGUUCGUGACAAGUACCUCUGGAGAAACUGCUGAUGAGACAACAAUGUCGAAAAUUGACAAUAUCAUUACGUAUGGUCUCCAGGCAAUCGAACAUUUCCUAGAAAAAAACGAUGGGCAGACUGAGCACUCAAAGUUAGAAUACAAACGUGUUGUAGCUGACAAAGAAGUUGAGUGCAAUCCAGAUGGUGUGAAAAUUGUGAUUUUCGUGGAAGACAUCGAGGUUCCCGCCAAACUGACUGCAUUCGCCAAUGGUAAUCGAGCUGAGAUCCACAUUCCGAAGAGCAAAAUUGACGAACUUUCCGAAGAGACAAAUAUCGAUAAGCUACCAGCUAACGAAAAAGCAGCGUUUGAAAUGCUUCUUAAUCAUUUUCUUCAUGAGAUGAUGCAUAUGUUUGGAGCUUUCCAUUCUGAUGUUGGAAUCAUGUCCGGAGUCAUCCAGUUGUUCAAUGAAGAAAAUCGUAUUGACUUGGCCAUUUUGUUAGAUGAUCACUCUGCUCGAAUUGUUUCUGAAACCCUUAUUGGUCAAGUGCUCCCAGAUCCACCAGUUGCAACAUUUGUGUAUGAUGAGAAAGACAGAUCGCUGAAAUUCGAAAGCAGUGCAGGAUUCCACACAGUCAUGUUUCUGAACAACUCCUACUACACAAAUCGAUUCUACUAUUCCGUUGAUAUGAAUUUUGAAUGCAUUGUUCCAAAAGAUUCGGAUUGGGAUUCGCUUCUUGUUCAAUUUGUCUAUGGAGCAUCGUUAUUCUACAAAAAAUCGUCCAUUUACAACAAUUGUGACUAUGACCGCAUUCGUCGCCGCUGAGCCAAAAACUACGUUUUAAUUUAUUUUUCACAUGUAAAAACAUAAUUUUAGACACAUAAACCAUUUUAAC
Molecule: messenger RNA, 980 nt
Organism: Caenorhabditis elegans
Lineage: Eukaryota; Metazoa; Nematoda; Chromadorea; Rhabditida; Rhabditidae
Gene: F52H2.5
Product: Peptidase_M10 domain-containing protein
Exons: 6
Coding region: 59-910 (283 amino acids)
Source: RefSeq, marked reviewed